CUCCGCAUUGCGCAGCCGCGGCGGGAUCAGGUGACCGCUGCCCAGGUGAUCAGGAGUCACAUGACUGCAGUAACAGCCGGACCCGGGUGCAAGCCGCCCCGCUGAGCUUUGCUUCUUGCUUCUCGUUAUUCCCGGAGCUGAGAGCAGAGUCUGCCCCGGACCCCCUUCCCGGAGAGUCGCAGCGAGACCCGAGAAGCGUUUCUGUGCUUCACGAAGCAGAGCCGCGACUGCAGGAGCCUCUACAGCCCGGGUGGGGACAGCGUGUGCAAGAGACCAGAUGGACGCCCUGUCUGUGCUUUUCGUGCUGGCGUUCUCCUCGGCCACCUCUGCCCUGGAUAAUGGCCUGAUGAGGACCCCUCCAAUGGGCUGGUUGGCAUGGGAACGGUACCGCUGCAAUAUCGACUGCAAAACAGACCCGAAGAACUGCAUCAGCGAGCGCCUGUUCCGGGACAUGGCGGACCGCUUGGUGGAGGACGGCUGGAGAGAUCUGGGGUACGUCUACCUGAAUUUGGACGAUUGCUGGAGCUCCAUGCUGAGGGACAGCGAGGGGCGUCUUCAGCCCGACCCGGAGCGCUUCCCCAGCGGGGUGCCUGCCCUGGCGGGGUAUCUGCACGCCCGGGGGCUGCGGCUGGGCAUCUACGCUGACCUGGGCAACUUCACCUGCGGGGGCUACCCCGGGACCACCCUGGACAAGGUGGAGACGGACGCCAGGACCUUCAUGGAGUGGGGAGUGGACAUGCUGAAGCUGGACGGGUGUUAUUCUAAUGAGACCGAGCAAGCGAAGGGUUACCCCCUCAUGUCUCGCGCUCUCAACGCCACGGGUCAUCCAAUUGGCUACUCCUGCAGCUGGCCCGCCUACCAGGGAGGACUCCCUCCCAAGAUUAACUACACCGAGCUGGGGCAGAUCUGUAAUCUGUGGCGGAACUUUGAUGACAUUGAGGACUCCUGGGACAGUGUGCUGAGCAUCCUGGACUGGUUCACGGACAACCAGGACGAGCUCCAGCCCGCCGCGGGGCCCGGCCGCUGGAACGACCCCGACAUGUUGCUGGUGGGUGAUUUCGGUCUCAGUCUUGACCAGUCCCGCUCUCAGAUGGCGCUGUGGUCAGUCCUGGCCGCGCCCCUCUUCAUGUCCAACGACCUUCGAACCCUGAGCUCGGAGGCACGAGAGAUCCUGCAGAACAAGCUGGUCAUUGCCAUCAACCAGGACCCCCUGGGGGUGCAGGGGAGGAGAGUGGUCAAGCUGAAGAGUGGUAUCCAGGUGUUCCUGAGGCCUCUUUCUCACUCCGCCAGCUCCCUCGUCUUCUUCAGCAGAAGAACAGAUAUGCCAUUCCACUACAAGACCUCGCUGAGAGAGCUCAACUACACCACUGGAGACUACCGGGCAGUUGACGUUUUCACUGGAGCGGUAAUCACAGGCCUGACUGAGGACAAGAAUUUCACCGUGACAAUUAACCCCACGGGGGUGGUCAUGUGGUACGUCUAUCCCACAAUGCACCGCGGCCGUGCGCAGGGGCGCCACCCGGACCCCCGUCUCAAAUACAAACUGGAAGACAACGGCGCAACUGGGAACCAGUGGCCUGGCUUUUUAUAAUGGCUUUUUUUUUUUUUAAUUCCCCCCCCCCCCCAAGCGAGAUCUGAGCAAAUCCAGAACAAAAUAUAGCAACUGAUUUUAUAAUAAGAGUUUGAAGAGCUAGUCUGAGAUUAAAUAUUCUGUGAGUGGGAGGGGCUUGGGCAGAGUGGGAGGAGCUAGGGUUGAAUUUGAGGGGGUUAGGUGCAGUGGGAGGGGCUAGGGUGCAGUGGGAGGAGCUUAUGCGUCUAUGCAAAAUUUAAAAAGGAGAUUUACAGUUUUAAAUUCAGAAUCAGGGAUUGUUUUGUUUACAGUUUUAAAUUCAGAAUCAGGGAUUGUUUUGGGACUGUUGUUAAUCGAAGGUGUUGAUAUCCUGUCUGUAGAUUUUAAUAUCCGAUCCUUUUUCACCAUUAAAAAUGCUGUUUAUAAAAUUC
Messenger RNA from Polyodon spathula (Mississippi paddlefish), 2001 nucleotides. It is a transcript of the gene naga, whose product is annotated as N-acetylgalactosaminidase, alpha. Gene Ontology annotation, molecular function: alpha-galactosidase activity. The record is from RefSeq and is a predicted model, not a curated record. NCBI's taxonomy places the organism in Eukaryota, Metazoa, Chordata, Actinopteri, Acipenseriformes, Polyodontidae. Gene Ontology annotation, biological process: glycoside catabolic process; oligosaccharide metabolic process; glycosylceramide catabolic process. Bases 278 to 1591 code for a protein of 437 amino acids. Gene Ontology annotation, cellular component: cytoplasm. The transcript has 8 exons.